Molecule: messenger RNA, 4917 nt
Organism: Taeniopygia guttata (zebra finch)
Lineage: Eukaryota; Metazoa; Chordata; Aves; Passeriformes; Estrildidae
Source: RefSeq, a predicted model, not a curated record
GCGCCCGCCCAGCACGGCCCGUGAGGCGCGGCCCUGCCGCCCUUGGGUGCUGCCCUCGGGCCUGUCCUGCUUCCUCCUGCGCCUGGAACCACGCUGCCAGAUGGGAUCCUGGCCGUGUCCCCGUGGUGGCUACAGUUACGUGUUGCUCAGGCAUCAAGGCCUGCCUCAGGGAUGGUGCUGAGAGUCACUGCUGAGGACAUCAGGAGUUCCCUUUGUUCCAAUCCCUCCUGCCACCACUGGCCUUUUCCUGCCCUGAUGCGAUGGAGCUCAAGGAUGCUGCUCUUCACUGGGCCCAGUAACCCUGACUUGUCCUGGAGCUUGGAGGAUGAGGAACACUCCCCUCCCCAUGCCAGCCCACGCUGUGUGAGUGCCAAAGGUGUGUGCCUGGGAGCAGCAGCAGCAGGAGAUGAGAGGCUGAGGAGAGUACAGUGCUGAGCUUUGAAGGCACCUGACAGGCUGUCGGGGUGCUGCCAGCCACGCUGCCAGCCGGGUACGAACACCCCCCCGCCCCGCCACUGCUGCGCUCUGAUCACAGCCUCGCCGUCACUUCAAAGCACCCGCCAGGCGCAGGUGGGUUGUCAUGCAGCCUCCCACCCCAUGGUUCCACCCCUCCUGACCCACAGGCUUGCUUCUCCCGCCCUACCUGGCCCAGAGGCACUGAGGGCCCCAGCUCCAGGGACAGGGAUACCAAAGUACAAGGUAGACAAGGUCCCAAGCAGCACUGACAGUAGGUGAUGGCCUCCCAGUGCUGUCAUUGUCCUGCCUCUGUGGGGCAGAGUCCCCAGCUGCAGAGCAGACACAACUGGGGACCCUGGAGGUCCAGGCAACGUUUUGUGGUGACUGCAGUGAAAUGCAUGGCAAGGGACAAGGAGGAAGAGCUGAGGCGCAACAUUCCUAAGCACAGGGUUCACACAGUGUGCCUGAGACAGGUCAUCACUAUCCAGACACAGAUGCCCACCAUGCCGGGACACUGGGGGCUGCCAGUUCAGCUUGCCUGGGGUAAGACAACACACACCACUGUCCCAACCCAGCUCAAGAAGGAAUUUUCCAUUCCCGAAAGCAGGCUGGGGAAAGGCGUGUUUGCAGCAACCCCCUCCUCUCCCUCCCCUCACCCAUCACCGAAGCAGCUCAGAAAGGCGCCUGCCUUGUUUGUCUCCAGGAAGGUGCAGAGCAAAAGCCUCCCAGGAGGGAGAGAUCUCUGGAGGGGACCAGGGACCCUGGGCAGCUUCAGGGGCAGCCUGCAGCUCACUUUCCAGAGGAGCCACCCUGAAUGCAGCCAUGCCGCUGCCCCUUGCCUGCUGCCAGGACGGGGAAGUUCUGACACGACCCCAGGACAGCAGCGCGCCCCAGCUCAUUGUCGGCAUCCUGCGAGCCACCAGGAUCCCCGGGCUGCACUACAUGUGUACCCGGCCACAGUCCCGCCUGCGCCGCCUGCUCUGGAGCCUGGCGUUCCUGGCCUCCGCCGGGCUGCUGGCCACCGGCACCGCCGACCGCCUGCGCCACCUGCUCUCACACCCCGUGCACACCCGCGCACGCCUCGCCUGGGCACCGCAGCUCCGCUUCCCGGCUGUCACCCUCUGCAACCCCAACCGGGCACGCUUCCUGCACCUCACCAAGCCCGACCUCUACUCGGUGGGAGAGUGGCUGGGGCUGGCCCAGGAGAACCACUCGCUGGUGCCCGAGAUGCUGGCCGUGCUGGGGGAGGACCAGCGUGCCUGGCUGACACGUCUGGCCAACUACUCGCGCUUCUUGCCACCCCGCCUCUCCGAGCGCACCAUGCACAGCUUCUUUCACCGCCUGGGCCACCAGAUUGAGGACAUGCUGGUGGAGUGUCGCUUUCAGGGAGAGCGCUGCGGCCCCCAGCACUUCACUCCCGUCUACACACGCUAUGGUAAGUGCUACACCUUCAAUGGGGAUCGGAGGAAUCCACGUGUGACCCGCCAAGGUGGCAUGGGCAACGGGCUGGAGAUCAUGCUGGACAUCCAGCAGGAAGAGUACCUGCCCAUCUGGAGAGAGACCAAUGAGACAUCUUUUGAAGCUGGCAUCCGGGUCCAGAUCCACAGCCAGGACGAGCCACCCUAUAUCCAUCAGCUGGGCUUUGGUGUCUCACCUGGCUUCCAGACCUUUGUGUCCUGCCAGGAGCAGCGGCUCACCUACCUGCCACAGCCGUGGGGGAACUGCCGGGCCAGCACGCAGGGGGAGCAGCUGCUGCCUGGCUAUGACACCUACAGCAUCGCUGCCUGCCGCCUCCAGUGUGAGAAGGAGGCCGUGGUGCAGAGCUGCCACUGCCGCAUGGUCCAUAUGCCAGGCAAUGAGUCCAUCUGCUCCCCUAAUGUGUACAUCGAGUGUGCUGACCACACGCUGGACGCAGCAGUGGAGGACAGCCAGGAGCGCUGCAGCUGCCCCACACCGUGCAACCUGACACGCUAUGGCAAGGAGAUCUCCAUGGUCCGCAUCCCCAACAAGGGCUCAGCGCGCUACCUCGCCCGCAAGUACAACAAGAAUGAGACCUACAUUCGGGAGAACUUCCUGGUGCUGGACAUCUUCUUUGAGGCGCUCAACUACGAAGCCAUUGAGCAGAAGAAAGCCUAUGACCUUGCUGGGCUUCUCGGGGACAUCGGGGGGCAGAUGGGCCUGUUCAUCGGUGCCAGCAUCCUCACCAUCUUGGAGAUCCUGGAUUACAUCUAUGAGGUGAUCCGAGAUAAGGUGAGCCGGGUCCUGCGCCGCUCCAAGCCACCUCUGAAGAAGCCCUCGGGCAGCAUCGCCACACUGGGAUUGGAGGAGAUGAAGGACCAGAGCCCCUGUGAGACACUGGGUCGGCACGUGGAGGGCGCCUACAACGCGGGCAUCCUGCCCAACCACCACCACCGCCACCACUACCCUCACCAGGGAGUCUUCGAGGACUUCGCCUGCUAGGCAAGACUGGGUCUGGGGGGCAGCCCCCUGUCACCCCCCUCCCCAGCAUUCUCAUGGAGAGGGACGGCGGCACUGGGUGUGGUGGGCACAGACCCCUGCCUCCCCCACCCCACUGCCAGGACCAGCCACACUGUUCGCCCCCAGUAAUGCCACUGGAGCUGCCUAAGCACCGGCACUGGAGCAGCCCCCGGCCCUUUUGCCUGUCCCCUCUGCUUGCCCCAGCACGUGGGCUCAGCCCGGUUUCAAGCACACAGCGUGGAGGGGGAUGGGCAGCCAGGGGGGUCUGGGGGAGCAGCAGGUGUGGGCCAGAGAGGCCCUGGUGCUGCAGAGCAUGAAGGGGAUAAGCUGAGGUUCCUGUGAGUCCCUCCAAGCCCUCCCUUGGUGACCCCUCCUGGGUGGUGGUCUCUGCCCUGCAUGGUUUUCCCUAGGAGAGAGACAUGCCUGGAAAAGCUUCCCUCUGCCCGGGAACCACCUCCUCCCCUUCCUGCUGCAGGGCAGGGCAGCAUUGCAGGGCACCCCUCUGAGCAGCAUGGCCCCCGUGGCCAGCACAGGGACACCCCAACUGCAGCCACACCUGCAUGGCACCACCCUGACCCCUGGCACCACCACCACCACUGUGACACACCCCUAAACACAUGCCCACCCUUGCCCAACCUCAUGCAGUCUCUCAGGGCUGCAGCCCCUCUAUCAGUGUUCCCAGCCAGACCCCUGCACUGUGACUCCCCCUGCCACUCCAGUGUUGGCCUCCAAUAAUCCCCAGUCAUUUCAGCACUGCAAACCUACUGCCUCGCCCAUCUCCUGCCCCAAUCUGUUGUGAACCCAUCCUCUCCUUGCCCAGCUAUUGCCCAGAGUGGCUCAUCCUUGGUGUAGCUGCCUGGCACAGCCCAGGCAGCAUGGCAGGUCCUGCCCUCGCUCCCCUGCCUGUCACUGCUCUUUUGCACCGUGCACGUACCCCUUGCCAUGCUCCCAGCCCCAGGUGCUGAGCACCCGCUGUGCCUCCCCCAGACUGUACACGGUUAGGAGGGUGCUCUGUGCCCAGCCCUGUCUGGACAGCCACAGUCCAGCCCGCUGGCCGGAGUCUUGGCCAAAACUGCCACCCACAGUCCUCCUGCCUGCCCUGAGAUGGCGGGACACACGGCAGGACGCACGGCAGGACCCACAGCACUUCCCCUGUCCUGUUGUACAUUGCCUCCACCCCCUCCACUGUAGCAGCAGACACCAGCGCAGGGCAAACUGCCCCAAAAUAUCUCAGGAGGGGGGGCGAGCUGGCAAAGCCCCCCUCAACACACUUGGCAGAGGGGGACCCCAAGGCAGGAAUUUGGGACCUCUGGGGAAGGCUGGGGCUGAGCCAGGCAGCCGCUGGCCGUGAUAGUUUGGUCCCCCUCCCUGGUGCCCACAGAUGGAUCGUGGCCAUGUUGUGCCAUGCCCAAAGCCAUAGAUGCAGGAGGAGCCAUCAUCCCUGCAGCCCUCAAGGCCCCACAGAUGGGAGACACAGGGCAGGGAGCAGGGCACCAGCAGCCCUGGCUCUGGGUAUGCACGGUCCAACAGCUCCCACGAAGAAUGCACCCACGUGUAAGCAUGUUCCCCGUGGGUGCAAGCACCCAGCUGCGUGUUCCCCUGUGUGGGGGGAUACACAGCGAGCCUCCCAGCAGGCCAGCCACACUGGUGCUCCCCAGGGAGCCCUGCAGAGCACCCCGUGCCGGCUCCCCAUACGCCAACCUGCAAGCAGGGGGGUUCCCAGAGGGGUGCCACAUGUUAUCCCAGAAACGUGCCACAGCCAUGCCAGCCAGCCUUACACCAAGGUCUCCUGCAGCAAGGGGGGCGGCACAGGAUGUGUCCCCUUCUUGCCAGUCGGAGCAACAGGCCCUGAGCGGGGUGGGCAUGGGCACCAUGGUGGGAGGGCCAGCACAAACCACCCUCGUGCUGGUGAACAUGAGAGAUGUGCGUCACUGUUUUAUAAAUGUACAAAUGCUCCCUAAUAAAGAGGCACAAGUAGGUCCA